CAGUAAAGAACACACCAAUGACAAGUUGCCGAGGUUCCCGUUCCUACAUCUUUGAGUGGGGUUUAGCGCACGAGGACGGACACAUUUUAGCCAGUGCCUGGUGGUAAAGGUGCUUAUGAACUAUUUUCACUUUUCAAUUCUCUUCUUCCACCGUUCCUGAAAGUCAGGGACACGAAUUCCUGGGCUGAGGUGGCUCAGGUUGCUUCGGUAUUUCCUCACCUGAAGUGUCCCUUAACCUUCAGCGGCAGACACCUGUGCUGGCAGACCCGUAGCGGAGCACCUGGAGUGCUGCGCCUGAGGCUAACCAGAUUAAAAGAAGAGGAGAGAAAGUGAGACUGCCUGAAGGACUGUGACAUAGUCAGAAGUUGAAACUGUGGCUACAUGAGACAUGGAGGCUGAUGGUACUUCGUGGAAACUUACUGUGCUGUCAUUGAUCUGCUUGUGGGGGAUGUCAGGAAUUUGGGCAGAGAUCCUGAUGCCCCUAACCCAUGUGGAUGUACUCAAGGGUCAGUUGGUGGUUCUGAAGGCUUCAUACAAUCCAGUGCCUGGUAGUGACCUGAGCACAAACACCAUCAUCUGGAGUCUUGUAUCUAAUAACUCUCAACUGGUAAUCUCUUACACUAAGAGCUCAGUAAGUGUGGGGAGUUCCCAGUUUCGGGGCCGAGUUGGGUUCACCUCUCGCAUGCCCUCUAGUGACAUAUCUCUGUACAUCAACAACACCCAAGAGUCGGAUUCAGGACGUUACCUCUGCCAAGUCAUCAUCCCAGAUAACCAAGGCCUCACUGCUGACCUCACCCUGGAUGUCAAAGUGCCCCCUGCUGUUCCAAAGUGCACUUUAUCGGGGAAAGCUGUGCUGAAAGGAAACGUGACGCUGAGCUGCAAGUCAAGCAGUGGGAAGCCUAUCCCAAUGUACAAGUGGAGGAGAACCAGUCCAACCUCAGAGGUUUUCUUCUCACCCAUGCUCAAUGAGAAGACAGGCAGCCUGAAGCUGAGUAACCUGAGCAGCAACAUGUCAGGGAAGUACGUGUGCACUGCUAGCAACACAGCCGGAUCGGAAAGCUGCUUCAUCAACCUGGAGGUUUCCAACUCCAAUAACGCUGGGGUUAUCGCUGGUGCAACUGUGGGCACAGUGGUUGGCUUCCUCUGCCUUUUACUCAUUUGCAUCUUUUUCUUGAUGAAGAGGAAACGAGACAACGAAGACGACAUGGCAAAUGAAAUCAAAGAGGACGCUCAGGCUCCCAAACGUGUGUCUUGGGCAAAAAGCGGAAUGGGUUCCGACAUCAUCUCCAAGAACGGUACCUUGUCCUCCAUCGCCUCCAGCCCGCAACACAGAGACCCCGCCCAACAACAAAACAACCACCACCACUUACAGCACUACCCCCAGCGUCCUCCCUCCGACACCGCCUCCAUCAUCACAGCCACCGGCAGCACGGCCGGUUACCGUCCUUCCCGUCAUCACGGCGCCUCCACCCCGACGCAUAAUAGCUACAACAACAAUAACACAUUACCACGCGACCAGCCAGUCUCUUCUGACGACAACGGGGUCUCCCGACCCAGACCGGAGCGUUACACCCAACUGCCACAGGCCCCCAUGCUCCCACAGACCUAUAGCCAUCCUCAGUUACAUCUUCAAGUUACUCCGCCACCUCCGCCACUUCCCUCUUCUACACUCACAGGCGCUAACAUUUCCCGCAUGGGUGGGGUGCCCAUUAUGGUGCCUGCACAGAACCAGGCUGGAUCUCUUGUUUAACAACAGCCAUUACUUGCAAAAGUAACUUUGGUCGAAGGAUUUAUCUGCAGCUCUUAUGGAAGGCUUACUUAUUAUUAUCUAGCAAUGAAUUCAACUAGUUCAGAUUUGAAAGAUUCUAUGACUCACUCUUUGUUUGAGGUAUCUAUAUUUUAUAUUCUUCAAGCACUCUAUAGCUAUAUUCCAAAUUUUUGAAUUGUUCAUUGUUUAAUCUUUUCUACUGGACACUUUUUACAUUUUUUAUUGUCGUUCGAAUUCAUGCGCUUUUGUUUGUUAUUCCUUCCAUGAUAUAUAUUUUUUAACUUUUGCUCAUGAACAUAUUAAAUAAUUAUCUUAACACAUUGAUUUAGCUACUUUUAAAGCGGGCACUAUUUGGGGUUGCCUAAUUGUAUCCACGAUUUUAUGCAUAAUUAUCUUUAAUUGUUAUUUUUAAGGCUCAUGUGAAAUCAGACAAACAGAAACUAAAGAUGCCAAGUUAUUAAAUGGAAAAACAUUGAUAAAUAUAGUAAGCAUCAAAACAUUCCUGAUAUAUAUAUUUUUUAACAUGCAGCAAAAUCAUUUUACCCUCAAUAUACAGGGUGAUUGCAAAGUAUUUCAUAUAAGUAUUUCAAAAUAGUUAUAAUUUAUUCAAAUAAUACUUUUCGUAAUUUUUUGGUGUAUUUUCCUUAUUGUAUAGCAAUUAAAUUAACAUUUUCUUUUCCGAUAUGUUCAUUUUUUUAAAUUCAAAAUUAAAUGUGGGCAUUUUCCACCAACUUCUCAAGCAGACAAUAUUUUUUAAAAAUAGUUACAUUUCAAUCGCCCUGUACACUGCUGGCCAAAAGUAUCUACACCUCUGAAAUUCUAUCAGAUAAUGCUCAUUUUUUCCUAGAAAAUGAUUGCAACUACAAAUGCUUUGGUAGUAAUAUCUUCAUUUAUUUUGCUUGCAAUGAAAACACACAAAACAGAAUGAAAAAAAUAUAAAUCAUGAUAAUUUUACAUAAAACUCCAAAAAUGGGCCGGACAAAAGUAUUGUCACCCUCAGCCUAAUACUUGGUAGCAGAACCAUUAGACAAAAUAACUGCGAACAACCGCUUCUGGUAUCCAUGAGUUUCUUACAAUGUUCUGCUGGAAUUUUAGACCAUUCUUCUUUGGCCAACUGCUCCAGGUCUCUUUGAUAUGAAGGGUGCCUUCUCCAAACUGCCAUUUUCAGAUCUCUCCACAGGUGUUCUAUGGGAUUCAGGUCUGGACUCAUUGCUGGCCACUUUAGAAGUCUGCAGUGCUUUCUCUCAAACCAUUUUCUAGUGCUUUUUGAAGUGUGUUUUGGGUCAUUGUCCUGCUGGAAGACCCAUGACCUCUGAGGAAGACCCAGCUGUCUCACACGGGGGCCUACAUUAUGCUGCAAAAUUUUUUGGUAGUCUUCAGUCCAGUGCCAGAGGGAGCAAAGCAACCCCAAAACAUCAGGGAACCUCCGCCAUGUUUGACUGUGAGGACAGUGUUCUUUUCUUUGAAGGCCUCGUUAUUUUUUUCCUGUAAAUUCUAUGUCGAUGUCUUUUCCCAAAAAUCUCUACUUAUGUCCCAUCUGACCAGACAAAAAUUCUCCCAAAACGUUUUUGGCUUUCUCAGGUAAGUUUUGGCAAACAAAAGCUUGGCUUUUUUUUUGUCUCUGGGUCAGAAGUGGGGUCUUCCUGCCAUAGAGUCCCUUUUCAUUCAGACGCCGACGGAUAGUACGGGUUGACACUGUUGUAACCUCGGACUGCAGGACAGCUUAAACUUUUUGGGAUGUUAGUUGAAGUUCUUUAUCCACCAUCCGCACAAUCUUUUGUUGAAAUCGUUGGUCAAUUUUUCUUUUCCGUCCUUAUUUAGGGAGGUUAGCCACAGUGCCAUGGGCUUCACACUUAUUGAUGACACUGCGCAUGGUAGACUCAGGAACAUUCAGGUUUUAGGAGAUGGACUUGUAGCCUUGAGAUUGCCCAUGCUUCCUCACAAUUUUGCUUCUCAGACAGGUCUUCUUUCUUUUCUCCAUGCUCAAUGUGGUACGCACAAGGUCACAGGACAGAGGUUGAGUCACCUUUAAUCCAUUUUAACUGUCUGCAAGUGUGAUUUAGUUAUGUCCCACAGGUAAGUAACAGGUGCUGUUAAUUACACAAAUUAGAGAAGCAUCACAUGAUUUUUCAAAGGGUGCCAAUACUUGCGUCCGGCCCAUUUUUGGAGUUUUGUGUAAAAUGAUAAUGAUUUAAAAAAUUAAAAAAUAAAAAGUCAUUCUCUUUGGUGUUUUUUCAUUGCAAGCAAAAUAAAUGAAGAUAUUACUACCAAAGCAUUUGUAAUUGCAAUCAUUUUCUGGGAGAAAUUGAGCAUUGGCUGACAAAAUUGCAGGGGUGCCAAUAUUUUUUGGCCAGCAGUGUACAUUAGAAGUUAAAGUUAAAAGCCACUAUACUUGUUUAAAUUGUAUGGCUUUGAAUUUGCAAGUAAGUAACAAGAAAUGUAAAUAUGGUAUUUAUUUCACGUUUUAUUAUUGCAGUUGGCAACGUGUGACAGCCACAAUAUUAUGUGGGUAAGUUAUUUCUGCCUUUAACACUGGAUAAAGAACCAAAGAAAAACAGUAUGCAUACAUUACAAUUUUUUUUAAAUUUCUUUUUCUGAUUGGUAUAAAAUAACUGACAUAUGCGAUCUAGUAAAUAUGUACAGUAUUAAGUAAAAUGAUCUAAUCUGCUGUAUUGUCAUCUCACUGGGGUAUUUUUUUUUUUUUUU
Corythoichthys intestinalis (scribbled pipefish) is the source of this 4474-nucleotide messenger RNA. It is a transcript of the gene esama, whose product is annotated as endothelial cell adhesion molecule a. The transcript has 7 exons. Gene Ontology annotation, cellular component: adherens junction; plasma membrane. NCBI's taxonomy places the organism in Eukaryota, Metazoa, Chordata, Actinopteri, Syngnathiformes, Syngnathidae. The coding region runs from base 389 to 1750 and encodes 453 amino acids. The record is from RefSeq and is a predicted model, not a curated record. Gene Ontology annotation, biological process: homophilic cell-cell adhesion. Gene Ontology annotation, molecular function: cell-cell adhesion mediator activity.